Elephantulus edwardii (Cape elephant shrew) is the source of this 2379-nucleotide messenger RNA. RefSeq names its product protocadherin beta 4 (gene PCDHB4). Gene Ontology annotation, biological process: homophilic cell-cell adhesion. NCBI's taxonomy places the organism in Eukaryota, Metazoa, Chordata, Mammalia, Macroscelidea, Macroscelididae. The transcript has a single exon. Gene Ontology annotation, cellular component: plasma membrane. Bases 1 to 2379 code for a protein of 792 amino acids. The record is from RefSeq and is a predicted model, not a curated record. Gene Ontology annotation, molecular function: calcium ion binding.
AUGGAGGCACCAGAGAGGAUUCAAGCAAACAGGCAAGUGGCAGCCUUUGUUGUGAUGGUGUUCUUGUCUCAGGCUCGCUGCGAGCCCUUUCGUUACUCUGUGCUGGAGGAAACAGUGGGCGGCUCCCUUAUAGCGCAUCUGGCCGAGGACCUGGGCCUGGGAAGCGGGGAGCUGGCGGCCCGGGCGGCCCGAGUGGUCUCUGACGACGACAAGCAGCUUUUGCAGCUGGACCGUCAGACGGGAGAUUUGCUUCUGAGGGAGAAACUAGACCGGGAAGAGCUUUGUGGGCCGGUUGAACAGUGUGUGCUGCAUUUCCAUGUGUUCCUGGAAACACCGAUGCAAUUCUUCCAAGGAGAGUUAUCGAUCCAGGACAUAAAUGACCAUUCUCCAGUAUUCCCGGAUAGGGAAAUGCUCUUGAACAUACCAGAAAACAGUCAGCUGGGGUCUGUAUUUCUAUUGAAAGUGGCUCAGGAUUUGGAUGUGGGCAGCAAUGGUCUGCAAAAAUACACCAUCAGUCCCAAUUCUCAUUUUCACGUUCUCACUCGCAAUCAUAGUGAGGGCAAGAAAUACCCAGAGUUGGUGCAGGACAAAGAGCUGGAUCGAGAGGAGCAGCCUGAGUUCAGCUUGACCCUCACGGCGCUGGACGGUGGGUCUCCACCAAGGUCUGGGACAGUCGUGGUCAGAAUCCUGAUCCUGGAUGUCAACGACAAUGCUCCUGAGUUUGUGCACUCACCAUAUGAGGCGCAGGUCCUAGAAAAUAGCCCACUGGACUUCCCGAUAGUUCAAGUCUUGGCUAGGGAUGCAGAUGCUGGAAAUUAUGGAAGGGUUUCCUACGAUUUUUCCCAAGUAUCAGAUGAAAUUAAGCAAACUUUCUCGAUAAAUGAAGUCACGGGCGAAAUUCGACUGACGAAGAAACUGGAUUUUGAGAAAAUCAAGUCUUACCAUGUGGAAAUCGAGGCUACAGAUGGAGGAGGUCUUUCUGGGAAAGGCACUGUGAUCAUAGAGGUGGUGGACGUGAACGACAAUGCCCCGGAGCUGACCGUAACCUCACUCACCAGCUCCAUCCCAGAGAAUGCUCCCGAAACUGUAGUCUCUAUCUUCCGAAUUCGAGAUAGAGACUCUGGAGACAACGGAAAGAUGAUUUGUUCUAUUCCAGAUAACUUGCCGUUCAUUCUGAAACCAACUUUUAAGAAUUUCUAUACCUUGUUAACAGAGAGUCCGCUAGAUAGAGAGAAAACAUCUGAAUACAACAUCACCAUCACCGUUACCGACUUGGGCACCCCCAGGCUGAAAACCGAGCACAAGAUAACCGUGCUGGUCUCCGAUGUGAAUGACAACGCGCCCGCCUUCUCCCAAGCCUCCUACACCCUGUUCAUCCGCGAGAACAACAGCCCCGCCCUGCACAUGGGCACCAUCAGCGCCACAGACAGAGACUCAGGAGCCAACGCCCAGGUCACCUACUCGCUGCUGCCGCCCCACGACCCGCACCUGGCCCUGGCCUCCCUGGUGUCCAUCAACGCGGACAAUGGCCACCUGUUCGCGGUGAGGUCGCUGGACUACGAGGCCCUGCGAGCCUUCGAGUUCCGCGUGGGCGCCACGGACGCGGGCUCCCCUGCGCUGAGCAGCGAGGCGCUGGUGCGCGUGGUGGUCGUGGACGACAAUGACAACGCGCCCUUCGUGCUGUACCCCAUGCAGAACGGCUCUGCGCCCUGCACCGAGCUGGUGCCCAGGGCGGCCGAGGCGGGCUACCUGGUCACCAAGGUGGUGGCGGUGGACAGCGACUCUGGCCAGAACGCCUGGCUGUCCUACCAGCUGCUCAAGGCCACGGAGCCCGGGCUGUUCAGCGUGUGGGCGCACAAUGGCGAGGUGCGCACGGCCAGAGUGCUGAGUGAGCGCGAGGCGCCCAAGCACAGGCUCCUGGUGCUGGUCAAGGACAAUGGGGAGCCGCCCCUGUCUGUCACCGUCACGCUGCACGUGCUCCUGGUGGAUGGCUUCUCUCAGCCCUACCUGCCUCUGCCUGUGGCCCCUGAGGAGCCUCACGCUGACUCCCUCACCGUCUACUUGGUCAUCGCGCUGGCCUCGGUCUCCUCGCUCUUCCUCUUCUCUGUGCUCCUGUUCGUCACCCUGAGGUUGUGCAGGAGGAACAGGGACACUUCUGUGGGUCGCUACUCCGUGCCUGAGAGCCAUUUUCCAGGCCAUUUGAUGGAUGUUAGUGGCACUGGAACCUUGUCCCAGAGCUACCAAUAUGAAGUAUGUAUGACGGGAGACUCUAGAACUGGUGAGUUCAAAUUUCUGAAGCCCAUAAUUCCCAAUCUCUUGGUUCCGGAUACUGGGAGAGAAGGGAAAGAAAACUGUAGAAAUAGUUUUGUGUUCAGUUAA